Notechis scutatus (mainland tiger snake) is the source of this 653-nucleotide messenger RNA. The record is from RefSeq and is a predicted model, not a curated record. NCBI's taxonomy places the organism in Eukaryota, Metazoa, Chordata, Lepidosauria, Squamata, Elapidae.
AGAGGCGGAGAUCCGAGGAGGGAGGCGAAAGCAAUCGAGUGUUUAGCGGCGCGAGCUAAGUUCCGCCUGGCUACGGGCCCAGUUCCGCGGCUGGCUCUAAUCCGUACUCCGCUCUUCUCCUAGGCAGCCUCUCCCCCUUCCGCCGGUUGCCAGGCAGACACACCUCUCCAAACGGAGCCCGCUGCUCACCUCUUCUCUUCCAGCGCGAGGUGGCUUUUCCACGGCUUUCUGGAAAAGACACGCGUUUUUAACAAGAUGAGAAAUCGCCGGUGGCUGUUGCUGAUUUCCAACUCCACUCUCUACGGAGGAGGCUAUCUAGACCACUGCCAGGAAAAACAGAUCAAGACCUUCCUGGGGGCGCAGAUGAGGAAAGUUUUGUUUGUCCCCUAUGCUCUUCAUGACCAAAUUGCAUAUGCUACACUGGCAAGGGAGAAGCUGGAAAGUUUAGGCUAUGGAUUAGACAGUAUCCAUGAAUCAAGCGAUCCCAGAGAAGCUGUAACAAAAGCUGAGGCAAUAUUCAUUGGUGGUGGCAAUACUUUUCGUCUUUUGAAAGCUCUUUACGACAAUGAUUUGAUACAGCCAAUCAGAAAACGAGUUUUUGGGGUAGUUAAGUAAUUCUGAAACAAACUUUUGGUACAUGCUCAGAAAUUAUA